Molecule: messenger RNA, 1407 nt
Organism: Penicillium samsonianum
Lineage: Eukaryota; Fungi; Ascomycota; Eurotiomycetes; Eurotiales; Aspergillaceae
Product: glycoside hydrolase family 71 protein
Exons: 4
Coding region: 1-1407 (468 amino acids)
Biological process (GO): mating projection tip cell wall disassembly
Molecular function (GO): glucan endo-1,3-alpha-glucosidase activity
Source: RefSeq, a predicted model, not a curated record
AUGGCGUCCUCACUCCCAAUUGAGUACACUUCUGAAGAAAACCAUGGAAACAGACUUGUCUUCUGUCAUUUUAUGGUUGGCAUCGUUAGCAACCGCCUAGAUGCCAGUGACUAUGACGAUGAUAUGAAGCGUGCCAAAUAUGCAGGCAUCGACGCUUUUGCCUUGAACAUCGGCACCGAUUCUUACACAGACACACAGCUGGACUUUGCCUACGAAUCUGCCUCCAACAAUGGCAUGAAAGUGUUCAUCUCCUUCGACUUCAAUUGGUGGCAGAUUAGUCAGGGCAGUGCAGUCGGUGCAAAGAUCGCACAGUAUGCCAAUCUUCCCGGCCAGCUCAAGGUUGAUGGGAAGGUAUUUACGUCUUCUUUUGCCGGUGAUGGUGUUGAUAUCGACGCAAUCAGGUCGGCUGCACGCAGCGAUAUCUAUUUUGCACCGAAUUUCCAUCCCGGUCGGGGAGAUUUUGAUAAUGUUCAGGCCGCUCUGAGCUGGAUCGCUUGGGACAAUAAUGGAAACAAUAAAUGCCGGACACCUUACACUGUUGCGGAUGGUGAUAAUUCUUACAAGGCGGUACUUAAGGGAAAGCCCUAUGUUGCAUCGGUAUCACCUUGGUUUUCGACACAUUUCGGUGGCGAAGUCUCUCUCGCCAAAAAUUGGGUGUUCCCCUCGGGCCUCCUCUGGUAUAAACGAUGGAGGGAGACCCUGGAAACCAGCCCCCGCUUCGUGGAGCUCAUCUCUUGGAAUGAUUACGGUGAAUCACACUACAUUGGUCCGCUUUCAUCGCCUCACAUCGACGACGGUUCCUCCAAAUGGGUCAUAGGCAUGCCACAUAACGGUUGGCUCGAUAUGGCCAAGCCUUUCAUCUCAGCUUAUAAAGCUGGCUCAAAGCUGCCGCUGGAGUUCCUCGACGAAGAAAAGCUAAUCUACUGGUACCGACCGACCCCAAAGGAUGUCAACUGUGAUGCAACUGACACAUCAAUGCAAGGAAACCCGAAUAGUAGGAGUGGCGACUUCGUCCGUGCUCGACCCGAUGGCGCUGAUGACAUGACCGACGCGGUGUUCAUAGUAACUUUGCUGAAGACGCCAGCGAUGGUGCAUGUGCAGUCUGGCCGUAAGACGGAAGCUUAUGAGGCAAAGGCCGGAGUGUGGUCGCAUUCUGUGCCGAUGGGUGUGGGUGCGCAGAGAUUCAAGGUUACCCGUGAAGGAAUGACGGUCGAUUCUCUAUGCGGUACUAGUUUGCGGGAUAUUGUCCACACAUGUCCCUGUGGAAUCUACAACUUCAAUGCUUAUGUCGGCACUCUGCCCGCCGAGGCCUCUGCCGACCAGUUGCAGUCAGCUGGAUUAACACGCCUGCUGCAGGGAUUACAAGCCCCAUGUCCUACAAGUACUCUAGUGGCCGGGACGGUUUGA